CUGGCAAACAACAUUCUCCGUACCAACUUUGCUGGACUCUGCGGGUUUACCUGCAAGUAUAGAUAUUGCCCGGUUGGUGCCUGCUACUGCACUGCUAUGGGGAAGCAGAAGAAGCUUCUAAAAGCCAUAGGAGACAAAGGGUAUCCUGCAAACGGUGAUGCUAAUUAUGCCGACGGCGUGUUCUACAACUCUACAACCGAGAGACCAGUAUACAUCCCUACCAACUCUCCUUUUACACCGCUAGCCUAUACUAGCGGCGAGGGGGAGAGGAAGGGGGGGGACCUAGCUGGUCUAAACAGCUUCGCCUAUGCAUUCGGAUUCUAUCCCGUUGAUUCAUGCAUAUGUUUAUCAAUAGGGGCUCGGAUUGUUCUACCGGACCUAGACAAUAUUAUAGGUGUCCCGGAUACUAAUAACGGUGACGAGUACUAG
Penicillium canescens is the source of this 429-nucleotide messenger RNA. RefSeq names its product putative alpha-1,3-glucanase/mutanase. The record is from RefSeq and is a predicted model, not a curated record. The transcript has 2 exons. Lineage: Eukaryota; Fungi; Ascomycota; Eurotiomycetes; Eurotiales; Aspergillaceae.